This is a messenger RNA of Cuculus canorus (common cuckoo), 6621 nucleotides long. RefSeq names its product nuclear casein kinase and cyclin dependent kinase substrate 1 (gene NUCKS1). Gene Ontology annotation, molecular function: single-stranded DNA binding; double-stranded DNA binding. Gene Ontology annotation, biological process: double-strand break repair via homologous recombination; interstrand cross-link repair. The transcript has 8 exons. Bases 251 to 1135 code for a protein of 294 amino acids. Gene Ontology annotation, cellular component: cytoplasm. Lineage: Eukaryota; Metazoa; Chordata; Aves; Cuculiformes; Cuculidae. The record is from RefSeq and is a predicted model, not a curated record.
CUCUCAGCGCUGCGAACGCGACCAUUUUGCGGGGGGGAGCGGCGGAGCGGGACUGGGGGGCCUGGGCCGAGCAGCGAGGGCGGCGGAGGAGAAAGGGGAUAAGGAGGAGGAGGUGAAGGAGGAGGAGGAGGGGGGAAGAGGCGGCUCCUGAGGCGCUGGGCCCAGCGCUCCCGCUCGCUCCGGGCGAGGCCGAGCCUGAGCCCGCACCGAAGCGAUCGUUCCGCGCGCCGGGCCCGAACCGCUGGGGAAAAUGUCCAGGCCUGUCAGGAACAGGAAGGUGGUCGAUUACUCCCAGUUUCAGGAAUCAGAUGAUGCUGAUGAAGAUUAUGGAAGAGAUUCAGGUCCCCCAUCCAAGAAAAUCCGUUCGUCUCCUCGGGAGGCUAAAAAUAAGAGGCGACCUGGGAAGAAUUCUCAGGAGGACAGUGAGGAUUCAGAAGAAAAAGAUGUGAAGACUAAGAAAGAUGAUUCACACUCGGCAGAUGAAGAUUUUGGCAGUGAAGACGAUGACUUAGGAGCAGAUGAUGGCAAAGCUGACAGUGACUAUGAGAGCUCUCAAAAAAGCAAAAAAGGAAAAAAGGCUAAACCAGAUAAGAAUAAGAGAGCAGCCUCCAAAUCCAGGAAAAGGCCUGCAGAGGACAGCGAGGACGAGAAAGAAGACCACAAAAGUGUGCGUCAGCAACGGCAGGCAGCAUCCAAAGCAGCUUCUAAACAACGAGAGAUGCUUAUGGAUGAUGUGGGUAGUGAAGAGGAAGAACAAGAUGAUGAUGAGGCACAGUUCCAGGAGACAGAUUCAGGAAGUGAUGAAGACUUCCUCAUGGAAGAUGAUGAUGAUAGUGACUAUGGCAGUUCAAAAAAGAAAAAUAAAAAGGUCUCCAAGAAAUCCAAGCCAGAGAGGAAAGAAAAGAAAAUGCCGAAGCCCAGGCUAAAGGCUACAGUGACCCCCAGCCCAGUGAAAGGCAAAGGGAAGGCAGGCCGCCCCACAGCUUCCAAGGUGACAAAAGAAAAGACCCCAUCCCCCAAAGAAGAGGAUGAAGAGCCUGAAAGUCCCCCAGAAAAGAAAAAAUCAGCCAGCCCUCCACCAGAGAAAUCAGGGGAUGAAGGAUCUGAAGACGAAGCACCCUCUGGUGAAGAUUAAAUGGCAGUUGAGAAAAUCUUUGUUUAGAAAAAAAAAAAAAGAAAAAAAAGAAAAAGGAAAAGAAAAUAUACUAAGGGUAGAACACGGUUUUGGCUGUGGCUUGACUCAUGGGCUUUGAAUGCUGUCUUUACUUUCAGCUGUUUAAUACAGUGUAUCCUUUUUUUAAUAAGAGGAAACCCUUAUACAGUAAUAUUUUGAAGUCAAUGUUCUCUGUUGGCCAUUCCGUUCUCCCUCCCCCACCAAAUCUGAAAGCCAUUUGAGACAAAUUAAUAGACCGUUUAAAUAUAUAUUUUUUUCAAGGGAUACUGCAGUUGUGGAGCAAUAAGGUUUGAGACUGAUAUGUGGAAACAGUACUUAAAAAUCGUUAAGUAGAGUAGAUUUCCCAGUGCUGGUAAGAGUUCUUUCAAACUGUUAUUCUGUAUUUGAAUAUGUUGAAAAACUGAACCAUGCUUUAACAGACUUUUGCUGAUCAAGUUCACUCAGAAAAAAUGUAGUUGAUUAUGAAUUCCAAUUGAGGAAGAGGAGACACGGGGAGGAAACCUGUGUUUCUUGGAUUCAGGCACGUUUUUCAUGGAAAGCAAUCAAGAGACUUGUAGAUGGUCUGCUGUCUUUUAUUUGGAAGAGACCCUCCAGAUAGGUUGCGAGGUAUUUUGUUUUUGUGGGAUGGAAUACUCUUCUGCUUGAGGCAGAUUGUGGUUCAUUCUAUACAAAUUCAGACACACAACCUACAGACUUCUCACCUCCAUCAACUGUAUUUUAUUUCUUCCAAGGUGGCUAUAGAUGGGCAGAAUAGGGAAGAGAAAUUGAAAACAAUUUUUUUAAACUCUGGUUUCCAUUAAGUAUCGUGGAAAACAUCUUUCCAAGGGAAAAAAAAAAUGAUGGGUAGCGUAGAGCUCAGUUCUUUAGCUUUUGGGGCAAGGGAUGUCCUUUUCUAAAUGUGAAGCAGAGGAUUCCUGUAAUGCUCCAGUCAGUCUGAUUCUGUGAGUCACGCUAAGUGUUUCUCUUCUCUCCCCCAAUCUGUCCUUGGAAAGGCUGUGUGAUGAAACGUCUCGGCCUCUCCAGCUGCAUUGUGGGACAGCAGAGUUCCAUCAGUGGCAAACAUUGCCCUGAUACCACUUCCAUUUCUUCAUUCGACAGGGUGGGAGGCUUUGCUCCCGUGUCGACAUAUCGGCUUCUAACUUGGGCAUCAUUCUGCUCCUUAAGCCUGAGAAGUGCUGGGUAGGGAACAGUAGUAACGCAUGGAGCCGAGAGGAGAUGGAGUUGGGAAACAGCGUGGCAGGGCUGUCGUUUUAUAAUGGAAGAAGGAUGUACCUCCAAAUGCAAGACAGUUGAGAUGUGUGUGGCGGCGUUUUAAUGUGUUUUUAUCAAAGCAGCCAUAUCCUUUUUCAAACUUAAUUAAAAUACCCAAGCCUUGGUUUUCAGACGUGAAUACAGAGGUUGCUGCCAUGUUUUUUGGUGGAAAUAUUGAAAACUGGACCUGAUAUUUUUCUUGCUUUUUUUUUUCUUAAACCCUUUGUGCUUGCUGUAUGUCGCUCACAGUUAUAGCUGACACGCUUUUGCAUCUUUUUUUUUUUUUGUCACAGAACUACACAUUUUGUAACCAGCCUCUCGAAGGUAACAUAAGGCAGCUAAUUAGUUGGGUUUCUGGUGCAUGUGCCACCAGAUUUUUAAUCCCGUUUGGAUUUUAGAGAGCAUUUAGACGUGAUACACUAAUGUGACCAGGAAGGGCACUUGGCUGAAUGGCACAGGGAAUCUGAAGAUGCUGAGCACAGAGUGGAGCCUAAAAUAUGGAACACAAUAUUAAUAGAACAGCCAAGUGAUUGUCUUGUGUGAUUCACAGCCAUGGAUUUUAUUGAGGCUGGUAAAUUACUUUACCUGGGCUUAUAAAAAUUUAAGUUCUCUAACAUUCUUUACUAUAAUGAAACUACUGUUGCCGUUACAAUAAAGAUGAUCGGUGUUUCCAUUGUAAAUCUUUAUUUUCCAAGCGGUUUAAUUUUGCAGAACAGCUUAAGGCUGGAGUGAAGUAUCAGUCUUGCAAAUAAUGUGAUCAACUCUGCUUUCCCACACCUCUUCCCACCUUCCCAAUCCCUGGGAGGACAGAGUCUCUUGCGUACCCCCACUCCGAGUCCAGUUCUUCUUGGGUAAUACGUGAAAAUAAGUUGCCAAGAUUAAAAAACAUUUGGAUUCAAGGUGGGAGUAGUGUACACUUCAGGGAAUGUGUGGUUCACACAGUUGUUCCCCUUCAGUCCAGACUUGUUUCAAGCUAUCCUUGUCUUUUGGGUUUUGGUAUUAAAGUGAACAAGGCUUAGUUAAUGUAGAAUUCCUCCAGCUGAUCUGCUCCUACGGCUGCUGCUUCACCCACCAGACUGGAUGUUUUCUGCAGAGUUUAUUUUGUAAGUUCCACUUAAUUUUUUUUUUUUUCUAACACAACUAAGCCUGUGAAAAAUGUUUCCAUGGUUCAGGUGUUGGACUGGCUUAUUUUAUGCCUGACAAUUUUGGCCCUUUAAUCUCACCAAAUUGUUCUGCUUUCUCGUGUGUUCAUCUCUAAUGGCUGUUAGAGGCUGCGUGAUGCUUAUUUUUUGAGUUUGUCACAACCCAAACACUAUGUAAAUCCUUUACUACUGUGGGGAUUUUGUACCUUUUUCUAUAUCUCACUGUUACACUGACCUGUGCAAACACUAAGCCCUGCCAGUCUCUUGGUUACUUUGCUAGAAACACAGCAAUUCACGUUUUUACAGAUAGGAGAAAAUUGUGAAGCUUAAUAAAUAUUUUUAGUACACAACAUUUUUCAAUAGUGACAGAUUUAACGUUGUAAAAUGUCCUUUUUAAUUUGUAUUAAGCAUUCUGGUUUCUUGAAGAUGAGCUGUACAAACGCUUUUCUUUAGGAACGUGAAUAAUUCUUCACGGAGCAGAAAGUUUUCCUUGACAGAAGGCGGCUUUGAAAAGAUUGUCUUCUGUUACGCAGCUGUAGCUUUGGAACCUUUGCAGAGAGGUAAAUGGAUUUAUUCCAAAAUUGAGUUAAUUUAGUGCCCUGGUCUUACUCUUCUAAUAGUAGUUCAUAACCUAACUUCCAUUCUAUAUCCUGUUUCUGAAUCCACCCCACUGUGUUGAGUUUCACAGUUAUAUACCAAUAGCACUGCCUUUAACUGGGCUGGAUAAGUCAAAAUUCACAAUCCCAGUCAGAAUUUCAUACUAAAGAGUAUUUGCUGCAGUUUCUGUUUGAUCAGCAAGACAAUGCCAAACGUGUCAAGCUAAAUGGAUUUUGGAGUGGAUCGUGGGUGAGAGCGAGGUUUAGAAAUGGGCAGCCAAGAAGCUUUUAAUUUUGUCAUUUUAACUUCAUCAAAGCCGAAGAGUGUGGGGAGAGAAGUGACACACUGUGGGUGACUCCUGCGAGGAGCCUCACUGACACCAGGUAAUGGUUCGGAGCGUGCUCGGCUCCAUUCUGCAUCCGCAGGGGAUGGACUGCCCAGGCAGGGGCAGAAGAUAUGCUAGAAUUCCUUUAUUUUCUCUUUUUUCUUUUUUUUUCCCUCCUCUUUCCCUCCACUGGUGAUGGUCACAAGGUACAAUAGACACUGAGGCACCCAGGCUGAGGAGGGAGGGAAGUAAACUGUAACAUGCUGGAAGCUUUUGAGCUGUAGAAACUGGUGCUUUGCUUUAUGUAAUUUGUUUGUGAAGUGUUUAUUUUUAUAACAGAUCAUAUUGUUGAGCACAUGGUUCUUAAAAAAACAACAAACUGAUCCAUGAGUUUAAUAUUUGAGAAAUGGAUGUUCAUCUGUUGGGGGAGGCAGGGUAUGAAAACUUAAACAGAUGGAUAUUUUAAAGGGACACUGUCGCAAAGUAGUUGCUGUCGUAUAGGGUGUGUUAGUUUGGGGGACUAUGUGUGGAAAUUAUAUAUUCUAUAUGUAUAUGAUCAAAUAGAAAUUAAUCCCUGAUGUUUGACUAUUUUCCUGCAGUUUGGGGAGGUUUAAAUACAAGUUAUGCUAACGAAACUAGGAAACAAACCUGUUAACGUUUGUACUGUCCAAGAUGACUUUUUUAAAGCACUAUGAGGAGCAUCUGAGCUCUGAAAGAUGGCGGUGUCCAUUCGAGACCUCCCCAAAUCAAGCAUAUCCUCGUUUUAGACUUCCCACUUCAGUAGGUGACUGGCAUUUGAAUGUCUUUUCAUUGACCUCUUUCUAUUAAAAACCAACUGCAAAUAUUUCGAAGUCUAGUUGAGUCCUCGCCAUGUGCUGACUCUGUGUAUCAACCACUAUCGGAGGUGACUCUCCAGACUGCCUGCCCCCUUCAGCCGCGGUGAAUCGAGUGGGUCCAUCGGUCCGAGCAUGCUCAGUGUGACUGCAAAACACCAUUGUGCAUAUGCUUUGUAUAUUGGGGCGAGGGUUUUUUAUAUAUAUAUUUUGGGAGGGGUAGUGGGUGGGAUGGAGAAAUACUCAAUCAGCUUAAGUCAGAAUAAUGUGUGUAAAAGCCCCUGAAGUAUUUUGUGUGUGAGUGCGCGGGUGUGAGUGCGCGCAUGGGAGUGUCUGACAUCUUAAUUCCCUUUGUGUUCGGAAGAUUUGUGAGUUUGACUUUUUUUUUUUCCUGCAGAAGCAAUUGUUAAAAAAAAAUUGUAAAUAAGAGCUACAUAAUUUUUUGUUUAAUCAUGAACAUUGUGUCACAGCAACCCCUGAAUAUUCACUUUGACAGUAGAGGAGGAGACUCCAGGUAGGGCCUUGGCUGUCAUCAAGGCAUUAUCAUCUGGUAUGCAAUGAAUAUUUGUCUUGAGUAUUUGCAGACCCCUCUUGAGCUGUUCUAAAAAAUCAGUCUCUUUGCAAUUUCCCUCCCCAUCCCUUUUAAUUUUUCUUUAAUCUCAAGAGCAGACAGAACCAGGGGCAGCUGCCAGUGGUGUCCGGUGCUGCCGGCCCAUGGCGGGCACGUGUGUGGGCGUGGCUGUUGCCACCAGGCACGAUAACAUUGGUGACUCUUGCAAUACCUUGACAAUACUGAGAUCUACUGCAUGGUACUAGGAGUGAAGUCUGAAUGUAACAUUAAUGCUUUAUUUAAAAUAAAAAACAACAUUUUUUUUUUAAAGGGGUUGAAGUGAACAUGACUGUUGACCAUGUUCGUGAAUUUAUAGAUGCAACAUUCAUUGGUAGAAUUGUGUGAUGGUCUUUUGUGCUACUUAAUUUUACAUAUUCCAGUCUCUGUAUGUACCUGCAAAGAAAGAAAGACAAAAAAAUAACAACCCCCUGCUUUGCUUUUAUUGAAAGGGUUCCCAGGACUGCAUACCUGCUCCUGAGCUCUGUUUUAAGUACGUGUAUCCUUCGCUUGUAUUUUGUAUUAAAAGAAAACACAAGGAAAAAGAACCCUUUAUUGUUCAGCAUGUUGGAAUUGUGUCCCCUCUUUUAUUUUUCUCCUUUUUGGAAUAUAUUAAGCAACUCAUUCUUCUGUAUCUUUUAUUUUCUUUUGUAAACUUUUUGGUUUUGUUUAAAAAUGGCUUUAUAAAAGGG